UCCCGGCCCCGGCCCCCGCGGGAAGGGGCUGAGACGCCGCCGCCCGGAUGGCUAGCCUCGCCGCACUCGCCCUCAGCCUGCUCCUGAGGCUGCAGCUGCCUCCUCUGCCCGGCGCCCGGGCGCAGAGCGCCGCAGGCGGCUGUUCCUUUGAUGGGCAUUACAGCAACUGUGGCUAUAGCGUGGCCCUGGGCACCAAUGGGUUUACCUGGGAGCAGAUCAACACAUGGGAGAAGCCAAUGCUGGACCCUGCGGUGCCCACAGGAUCCUUUAUGAUGGUGAACAGCUCCGGGAGGGCUUCUGGCCAGAAGGCCCACCUUCUCCUGCCGACUCUGAAGGAGAAUGACACCCACUGCAUCGAUUUCCACUACUACUUCUCCAGCCGUGACAGGUCCAGCCCGGGGGCCUUGAACGUCUAUGUGAAGGUGAAUGGCGGGCCCCAGGGGAACCCCGUCUGGAACGUGUCCGGAGUCGUCACUGAGGGCUGGGUGAAGGCAGAGCUUGCCAUCAGCACCUUCUGGCCACAUUUCUACCAGGUGAUAUUUGAAUCCGUCUCGUUGAAGGGUCAUCCUGGCUACAUCGCUGUGGACGAGGUCCGGGUGCUUGCCCAUCCAUGCAGAAAAGCACCCCAUUUUCUGCGGCUCCAAAAUGUCGAGGUGAAUGUGGGGCAGAAUGCCACAUUCCAGUGCAUUGCUGGUGGGAAGUGGUCUCAGCAUGACAAACUUUGGCUCCAGCAAUGGAAUGGCCGGGACACGGCCCUCAUGGUCACCCGCGUGGUCAACCACAGACGCUUCUCGGCCACAGUCAGUGUGGCCGACACUGCCCAGAGGAGCGUGAGCAAGUACCGCUGUGUGAUCCGCUCUGAUGGUGGCUCUGGUGUGUCCAACUACGCCGAGCUGAUUGUGAAAGAGCCUCCCACACCCAUUGCCCCCCCGGAGCUGCUGGCUGUGGGGGCCACAUACCUGUGGAUCAAGCCAAAUGCCAACUCCAUCAUCGGAGAUGGCCCCAUCAUCCUGAAGGAGGUGGAAUAUCGCACCACAACAGGCACCUGGGCAGAGACCCACAUUGUCGACUCUCCCAACUAUAAACUGUGGCAUCUGGACCCCGAUGUGGAGUAUGAGAUCCGGGUUCUACUCACGCGACCAGGGGAAGGGGGCACUGGACCACCAGGGCCUCCCCUCACCACCAGAACCAAGUGUGCAGACCCAGUGCACGGCCCGCAGAAUGUGGAAAUCGUGGACAUCCGAGCCCGGCAGCUGACCCUGCAGUGGGAGCCCUUCGGCUACGCAGUGACCCGCUGUCACAGCUACAACCUCACGGUGCAGUACCAGUACGUGUUCAACCAGCAGCAGUACGAGGCCGAGGAGGUCAUUCAGACCUCCUCCCACUACACCCUGCGGGGCCUGCGGCCCUUCAUGACCAUCCGGCUGCGGCUGCUGCUGUCCAACCCCGAGGGCCGGAUGGAGAGCGAGGAGCUGGUGGUGCAGACAGAGGAGGACGUUCCAGGAGCUGUUCCUCUGGAAUCCAUCCAAGGGGGGCCUUUUGAGGAGAAGAUCUACAUCCAGUGGAAACCACCCAAUGAGACCAACGGAGUCAUCACGCUCUAUGAGAUCAACUACAAGGCCGUUGGCUCACUGGACCCGAGUGCCGACCUCUCCAGCCAGAGGGGGAAAGUGUUCAAGCUGCGGAAUGAAACCCACCACCUCUUCGUGGGUCUGUACCCCGGGACCACCUACUCCUUCACCAUCAAGGCUAGCACAGCCAAGGGCUUUGGGCCGCCUGUCACCACCAGAAUCGCCACCAAAAUUUCAGCGCCUUCAAUGCCUGAAUAUGACACAGACACCCCGCUGAAUGAGACAGACACGACCAUCACGGUGAUGCUGAAACCCGCCCAGUCUCGGGGAGCCCCCGUCAGUGUUUAUCAGCUGGUUGUCAAGGAGGAGCGACCUCAGAAGUCACGGAGGGCAGCUGACAUCAUUGAGUGCUUUUCGGUGCCAGUGAGCUAUAGGAAUGCCUCCAGCCUUGAUUCUCUACACUACUUUGCUGCUGAAUUGAAACCUGCCAACCUGCCUGUCACCCAGCCAUUUACAGUGGGUGACAACAAGACAUAUAAUGGCUACUGGAACCCUCCUCUUUCCCCUCUGAAAAGCUACAGCAUCUAUUUCCAGGCACUCAGCAAAGCAAACGGAGAGACCAAAAUCAACUGUGUCCGUCUGGCUACGAAAGUUCACGGAGGGCUGUCACUCCAGCCAGGAGAAGCAGGCUCCUGCAGAACUUGGCAGUGGGGCAGAAAGCAAGCACCAAUGGGCAGCGCCCAGGUGACCCCGGGGACUCCACUCUGCCUCCUCACCACAGGUGCUUCCACUCAGAAUUCCAACACCAUGGAGCCAGAGAAGCAGGUGGACAGCACUGUGAAGAUGGCUGGCGUGAUCGCCGGCCUCCUCAUGUUCAUCAUCAUUCUCCUGGGCGUGAUGCUCACCAUCAAAAGGAGAAGAAAUGCUUAUUCCUACUCCUAUUACUUGAAGCUGGCCAAGAAGCAGAAGGAGACCCAGAGUGGAGCUCAGAGGGAGAUGGGACCUGUGGCCUCGGCCGACAAACCCACCACCAAGCUCAGCACCAGCCGCCACGAUGAAGGCUUCUCCUCCAGCUCACAGGACGUUAACGGAUUCAAUGGCAGCCGCGGGGAGCUGUCCCAGCCCACCCUCACGAUCCAGACCCACCCCUACCGGGCCUGCGACCCCGUGGAGAUGAGCUAUCCCCGGGACCAGUUCCAGCCUGCCAUCCGGGUGGCUGACCUGCUCCAGCACAUCACCCAGAUGAAGAGAGGCCAGGGCUACGGGUUCAAGGAAGAAUAUGAGGCCUUACCGGAGGGGCAGACAGCUUCGUGGGACACAGCCAAAGAGGACGAAAACCGCAACAAGAAUCGAUACGGCAACAUCAUAUCCUAUGACCAUUCUCGAGUGAGGCUGCUGGUGCUGGAUGGAGACCCACACUCCGACUACAUCAACGCCAACUACAUUGAUGGGUACCAUCGACCUAGGCACUACAUCGCAACUCAAGGUCCAAUGCAGGAGACUGUAAAGGACUUCUGGAGAAUGAUCUGGCAGGAGAACUCGGCCAGCAUCGUCAUGGUCACAAACCUCGUGGAAGUGGGCAGGGUGAAGUGUGUGCGAUACUGGCCGGACGACACAGAGGUCUAUGGGGACAUUAAAGUCACCUUGAUUGAGACAGAGCCCCUGGCAGAAUACGUCAUCCGCACCUUCACGGUCCAGAAGAAAGGCUACCACGAGAUCCGGGAGCUCCGCCUCUUCCACUUCACCAGCUGGCCCGACCACGGCGUCCCCUGCUAUGCCACCGGCCUCCUGGGCUUCGUCCGCCAGGUCAAAUUCCUCAAUCCUCCAGAAGCCGGGCCCAUAGUGGUCCACUGCAGUGCUGGAGCUGGGAGGACUGGCUGCUUCAUUGCCAUUGACACCAUGCUCGACAUGGCCGAGAACGAAGGGGUAGUGGACAUCUUCAACUGUGUACGUGAGCUCCGGGCCCAGAGGGUCAACCUGGUACAGACAGAGGAGCAGUACGUGUUCGUGCACGAUGCCAUCUUGGAAGCGUGUCUCUGCGGCAACACAGCCAUCCCGGUGUGCGAGUUCCGCUCCCUCUACUACAACAUCAGCAGGCUGGACCCGCAGACCAACUCCAGCCAGAUCAAAGACGAGUUCCAGACCCUCAACAUCGUGACUCCCCGUGUCCGGCCCGAGGACUGCAGCAUCGGGCUCCUGCCCCGGAACCAUGACAAGAAUCGGAGCAUGGAUGUCCUGCCUCUGGACCGCUGCCUGCCCUUCCUCAUCUCGGUGGAUGGAGAAUCCAGCAACUACAUCAAUGCGGCACUCAUGGAUAGCCACAAGCAGCCCGCUGCCUUCGUGGUCACGCAACACCCUCUACCCAGCACCGUGGCAGACUUCUGGAGGCUGGUGUUCGACUACAACUGCUCGUCCGUGGUGAUGCUGAACGAGCUGGACAGCGCCCAGCUCUGUAUGCAGUACUGGCCCGAGAAGACCUCGGGCUGCUAUGGACCUAUCCAGGUGGAGUUCGUGUCCGCAGACAUCGACGAGGACAUCAUCCACAGAAUAUUCCGUAUCUGCAAUAUGGCUCGGCCACAGGAUGGGUAUCGUAUUGUCCAGCAUCUCCAGUACAUCGGCUGGCCCGCCUACCGGGACACGCCCCCCUCCAAGCGCUCUCUGCUGAAAGUGGUCCGACGGCUGGAGAAGUGGCAGGAGCAGUACGAUGGGAGGGAGGGACGCACUGUGGUCCACUGCCUGAACGGGGGAGGCCGCAGCGGGACCUUCUGUGCCAUCUGCAGCGUGUGUGAGAUGAUCCAGCAGCAAAACAUCAUUGACGUGUUCCACAUCGUGAAGACACUCCGCAACAACAAGUCCAACAUGGUGGAGACCCUGGAACAGUAUAAGUUUGUAUAUGAGGUGGCACUGGAAUAUUUAAGCUCCUUUUAGCCCGACGGAUUGGGGAACCUGCCGGAGUCCAGAAGCUGCUGCAGCCGAGCCCCCUUUUCUGUGAAUGGCAGCGACUGGGCUCAGGGGUGAAGAGACGGCACCCUGCCCCACUCCAGGGAGAAGACUGGUGGUCCCGCGAUCCACAGUGGGCUCUGCUCCUCCUGAGGCAUCUCCAGUUGCUGUGGGGGGAUGCUGACCUGAAAGGCCCAGGCUUCUUUUCCAUACCAACCCCGCCCCAGCCAUGCGGAAGUGCACCCACAGCAGGGCCUUGGAUUUUUCGGUUUCCAGACCUCUUGCUCCUUUCAAGUUUGUGAGUCUCGCGGCAAGCCCGCUGUGCGGCUGCGGGGAGCGGCCAGCUUCCGUCGGGAGGGAGGUGUGCUCUCUGCCACGCGGUCCUGGAUAUAGAUGAUCAGGCUCUGGGGAUCACCGCUCUGCUGUCCCCUGCACUCUCCUUCAGGGACCUCUGGCCCCGGGCACUUGCCAUCUGGAUCACUGGGACCUAGGAUGCUUCCGAGACCACAGCAGAGGCCCCAUCCUCGCAUCUAACCUGCAUGGGGCUUGGCCCACCACCCCUCCUGACCCCUCCCCCAGCCUGGGCCUUGACCUUCCAUCGCUCACUGGCCAGCCCCGGCACGCUCUGAUUAAGGUUUUCUUUGCAUUUUUGUGAAAAAGGACUACCUGACCCUGAAUGUCUGAGGUGGUGGCUCCUCCGGGAGGGAUGAACGAGAUUUGACGAUUUUCCGAAGUGUAUGUGAAAAGCCACUUUCUUUUGAAGGGUGUAAAAAUCAGUCUCAUAGCAAAAGAAGGUAGGGAGGGACGUUUGGCAUAGCUCUAAGGAAAACCUCUAGGGCCUGUUCUCUCUCCUGCCAGUGUCCUUAAAAGGUCCCACCCAGGGACAGCACAGCCAUCAAGCAAGGGAGAGAUGGGUUAGUCUGAGGACGGUCCCUUUGGGGCAGAUAGAGAACCAGCAUCGUGUAUAACCCAGGAUCUCCAAAUCUGAACUUCCUAGAGAAACCCAGCUGCGCUCUCAGGUCACCAAGGACCCGGUUACACUUUGGUUUAAAAUAGGCCACAGGGAUCAAGCCUGGGGAUCUAGAAUCUUGCCCAAGGUAGGGGUCAGUCAUUGACCCAUGUUGGAGCCAACAUUUGCUCAGCAUCCACUGUAUGCCAAGCUUGGCGUGUUCUUAGAAGCCCCCCAACCCAUGAGAGGGCUUUAUACCUGUUG
Camelus dromedarius (Arabian camel) is the source of this 5724-nucleotide messenger RNA. It is a transcript of the gene PTPRT, whose product is annotated as protein tyrosine phosphatase receptor type T. Gene Ontology annotation, cellular component: membrane. Lineage: Eukaryota; Metazoa; Chordata; Mammalia; Artiodactyla; Camelidae. The coding region runs from base 48 to 4499 and encodes 1483 amino acids. Gene Ontology annotation, biological process: protein dephosphorylation. The transcript has 33 exons. Gene Ontology annotation, molecular function: protein binding; protein tyrosine phosphatase activity. The record is from RefSeq and is a predicted model, not a curated record.